Messenger RNA from Eruca vesicaria subsp. sativa (arugula), 441 nucleotides. The record is from the annotation of a GenBank genome assembly. NCBI's taxonomy places the organism in Eukaryota, Viridiplantae, Streptophyta, Magnoliopsida, Brassicales, Brassicaceae.
AUGGAAUACUACACAUUUUCUCAAGGGUUUACCGAAAACGAUGAAGAACGUGCAUCCGGAAAGCAUCACGUUAAGAACACGUGGGUGAAAGAACGAUAUGAGAGUGAUGAAGAGGAUGGUUCGAGAGAGGAAGAGGUGAACAAAAUGACGAUAAAAGAAGAAGAUAAUGAAGACACUGAAGGUAUGGUGAUUUCAUCUAGUACGAUGCUAACAAGUAAGGUGAAGUAUCUCAACUAUGGAGCUCUCAAACAUGAUACGCCGCCGGCAGCGUCUAGUGGUGGAGGAAGAGUCUUGCCUCCUCCGUCAAACAAGUAUCACCGUGGCCAUCCCAAGUACUACAGAUGCAGGGGUUGAAGUGAAAAUUCUCCAGAGAUUGAUCUAUUUUCGAAUUAAUAUAUGAAUGAUAAAUAAGUUUGGUAACUUUAUAUACUUUCCAUGCAA